Molecule: messenger RNA, 1092 nt
Organism: Cooperia oncophora
Lineage: Eukaryota; Metazoa; Nematoda; Chromadorea; Rhabditida; Trichostrongylidae
Source: the annotation of a GenBank genome assembly
AUGGAGGCUAGAGUGCCACCUGGAGCUGAUCUAACAGAGGAACUCCCGGGAGCUCUCUCUCUCUCCAGGAGGGCUCUUUACCAGGAAGUGGGUCUGACAUCAGAGACCAUCGUGACUCAACCUGUAGCUGCGAACCUUCAGGAAAAGCUACUCCAGAGGUUCAAAGUCUACUAUAAGGUUGCCAUAGGCUCCCAUGAUAGACGCCCUAUAAGAAGACCGGAAGGAGAAAUCCCGAAGGAUCUUCUUGAGAGUGGUAAUGCGGUGCUGGUUCGCAUGCUAGAAGAUCUACCACCCUCGAAUGGGAAACGGUUCAUAACCAGCUUGAACGCUAGUGUAUAUGCUACUGCUCGUGCAAUAGCUGUCACUGCGGACGAGCUGAGGCGAGAUCGGACGACCGUUGACCCCAAACGCCGUCUUAAGGAGCUAUACGAACAACGGAGAUCGCAGUUAAGAGUCGUUUCGAUUCUGAGCAGCGAACUUCGGAGACGCAAAGCGCUUCGACAGCGAAAGGAAGAGGCCAUGCGCGAAAGGAAGAGGCCAUGGCCUAGCUGGAAUUAUCUCCGAGUAGCUGAAGCGCAUAAAAUCCGACGUCGCGGAGAGUUGGGGCGAGUUUCGAGAAAGUCCAGGCUUUCAACUGCCGCUUUGCCUCUGGGUGACACUCUUAGCCCGUUGCUAUUCUGUCUAGCCAUAGCAUGGAUCCAGGCACACGUCAAGCCGUACCAAACGAAGACCGGUUCAGGGCCCCGCUCUGACGGCGCCUUACAGGUUAACCAUGUGUUCUACAUGGACGACCUUAAGGUGUUUACACCUGAUUGGGAAAGCUUGAUGGUGGCCCGUAAGGGGAUCCAGCGAGUUGCUGGGAGGCUUGGCCUGGAAAUGAACAUGAGUAAGUGUGCAAUACGGUCGCUCAACUCCGAAGACAUGGGGCGAGAUCGAGCCGAUGAAGUAGGUGGAAUACCUAUUCUCGGAGGCACCGAGGUCUAUAAGUAUCUGGGGGCUGAGCAAACUGGAUUGAUCUGUUUCGAGGACCUAUGGCAUCGAGUCGCAGAACGGCGACGGCUGCGGCACGAAGGUUGUUCUUCAGUAAGCUGA